AUGGCCGGGGAGUUGAGAGAUGUCGCCGACCAACUGGCCGCAGCAGACAACGUUCGAGUGGUAAUAUUGACCGGCACUGGACGGCGGGCCUUCUGCGCGGGAGCCGAUCUCACGGAAUUUGGGUCGGCUCCGUCUCUGGUGGUUGCACGACAGGUCAGAUGGCAGAGGGAUGUCUGGAGCCAGAUGAUCGGGAUAGACAAACCGGUUAUUGCCGCGGUUCACGGCUAUUGCAUCGGUUCGGGGUUGGAAAUAGCCUUGCUGUGCGACAUUCGAAUCGCAGCAGAAGAUACCGUGUUUGCGAUGCCUGAGGUCGGGCUAGGCAUGAUUCCUGCCGCCGGGGGCACUCAGACGUUGCCACGCAACUCUCGUCCCUCGCAGGCCCUUGACCUUCUGCUGACGGGUCGACGUUUCAGCGCCGAAGAAGCGCUGAAAAUGGGGCUGGUAACCCGGAUUUCACCCGCUAAUCGCCUGCGGGAAGACGCCUUGGAGGUGGCCUGCCAGCUUGGAGAUGUCGACCCUGGCACCAUUUCGAACCUCAAGCGCGCACUUCGAGAGGGAUGCGACAUGCCGCUGAAUGACGGGUUGGAAUUGGAAACCCGCCUCGUAAUACUGUCGUCAUCUAAUUAG
Molecule: messenger RNA, 627 nt
Organism: Geodia barretti
Lineage: Eukaryota; Metazoa; Porifera; Demospongiae; Tetractinellida; Geodiidae
Source: the annotation of a GenBank genome assembly